Epinephelus fuscoguttatus (brown-marbled grouper) is the source of this 2773-nucleotide messenger RNA. RefSeq names its product zinc finger protein 664-like. The transcript has 2 exons. Gene Ontology annotation, biological process: regulation of transcription by RNA polymerase II. Gene Ontology annotation, molecular function: RNA polymerase II cis-regulatory region sequence-specific DNA binding; DNA-binding transcription factor activity, RNA polymerase II-specific. The record is from RefSeq and is a predicted model, not a curated record. Lineage: Eukaryota; Metazoa; Chordata; Actinopteri; Perciformes; Serranidae. Bases 137 to 1519 code for a protein of 460 amino acids.
CGGAACUUAUCAGUGUGACAUCCACCGGAAGUAAACAAUACAGGCACUAGCAGCAUUAGCUUUAUGGAUGUAAUUAGCUGGGAGGUGAUGUUAUACUCGUAGCGCUGAUAAUUAUUUAAUUUCUAAUGAAGCAACAAUGUCUUCAGCUCAGUGUUUUCGAGAGUUUCUCCGGGAGCGACUAACUGCUGCUGCUACUGAGGAAAUAUUCGGGGUUUUUAAGAAAACUAUCGUCAAGUACGAGGAGGAGAUCGACCGUCAGCGCAGACUGUUGGAUACCGACUGGAAACCCGAAGUAAAAUUACACAGAGUAGAUGUCUGCCAUCCAGGGCUCCCACAGCAACAUGCCUGUAAGCAGGAGGAGGCUCUCGAUGACCAGCAGCUCUGUACUCAGGAGAGGAGCUCCAGUCUGGACCAAGAGGACCCUCAGAUUAAAGAGGAGCAGGAGGAGCUCUGCACCAAUCAGGAGGGAGAGCAGCUUGUAGUGAAGGAGGAGAUUGAUGCCUUUGUGUGGACUCCUACUGAUGAGGAAAGUGACCACAGUGAUGAACAGACUCUGAACUUCAAUCCUGAUGACACUCUAAGAGCAGCACAAAAACAGUCUGUAGUCUACAUGCCAGUUAUAAGCUCUGUGGUUGUACCAGAACCAAACAGUGACCACCAGCUCUUUGCUCACACCUCUCAUGUAGACGAGAGCGAAGAUCAGGAAAGAGAAGAGCAAGGAGACUUGGGAUCAACCAGAAAUGUCGAACCAAAGAAAAGUAAUCACAAAAGCAGAGAUCACAAUAACACUGUAUACAACCCUACCAUGUCAAACAUUCAACUCAAUACUGAUACAGGUAAAAAGUCUUUAAAAUGUGACACAUGUGGGAAAGCUUUUAAGUGUAAGUCAAAAUUGACUAUACAUUUGAGAAUCCACACAGGUGAGAAGCCGUUUACGUGCAAAACGUGUGGGAAAGAUUUCAGACGUGGUAGUACCCUGAUAGACCACAUGAGAACUCACACAGGUGAGAAACCAUAUUUUUGCAAAAUAUGUGGGAGAGAUUUCAGGUUUAGCAGCGACUUUGCAGUCCACAUGAGAUCGCACACAGGUGAGAAGCCGUAUCUCUGCAGCACCUGUGGGAAAUCAUUCAGUCGGACAUCUGAAUUAAAGAGUCAUGUAAGACUCCAUACAGGUGAGAAGCCACAUUUGUGCAAAACGUGUGGGAAAGCUUUCAGACUUAGCUGUAGCUUGAUAGCCCACACGAGAAUCCACACAGGUGAGAAGCCGUAUCCUUGCAACACCUGUGGGAAAAGGUUUAUUCGGAUGUCGGAAUUGAAGGCUCAUAUAAGAAUCCACACAGGUGAGAAUCCUUAUUCUUGUAAAACAUGUGGAAAAGGUUUCAGAUAUAACAGUCGCUUGCUGGUCCACAUGAGAAGAGCCCACACUGGUGAGAAGCCGUACCUUUGCAAGACCUGCGGGAAAAGCUACUUUGAUGCAUCUCAAUUGGCAAGGCAUAUAAAAACGCAUGCAAGCAUGUAGCCUUGUAUUUUACUACGUGGCAGGCAAUUUAGUCCUAGAUGUUCAUGGUGUAAACACACAAAAACCAACAGAAGUGAGGAGCUACAUAAUUACAGCAUUUUUGGGAAAAGUCUGACUCAUACUUUAAGAAGCUCCUGGCUGAGGAUCAAAAUACACACGGGAGAAACCACUGAGCUGAAAUUCCAGUGGAAACAUGUUGACCGACUCAAUACACUUUUGCAAUCACUACAUCUCUGUAAUUAAUUAUGUGCAAUAUCACAUUCAAAAGAGGUCACAUUAUCUUAGUAUAUGGAAGUAGUAAAUCAGAAAUGCCAUCAAGUUUAACCCUUUGAAACAUCACUUUUCUUGUAAUGGUAAACCUUUGAGCCUUGUGCAAAUUGGUGCGAAUUCUUUCAAAAACAUGGGUAAAAAGAUGAUGAGCAACUUGGUGUGACAUUUCCCACAGAUUGAAAAAAAAAAAAAGAUUUAGGAAGUGUUUUUUAAAGAAUUUUACUAAUUUCCUUGUUUUUAAUUUUAUCUUUUUUUACUAAUUUCUUGCUAAGUUUUUGGGUCAUUUCAUCUUUAAUUGCUCAUAGCCUUCUUCCCGUGCUUUUAAAGGAAAUUAAGCCAAUUUGCUCAAGUUAUACGCAACAGUAUUUCUUUAAAACAAUCAUAAUCUCGAGAAUAUUCUAAAAAGCCCUUCUUGCACAAAGAGUUAGUAGUUACUACAAAUGCUUGACCUGUUGAAUUAAUCUAGUAUUAUUAUCAGUAUUAUUAUUAUUGAUAACAUUUUUAUACACUACUUAAGUUAUAUCAGUGGAUUGUGAACUCUUGAUGUUGAGGCUGAGAAACCCUGUCUCUAGUAGUGUUUGGUCACUUAUGUUGUCAUUCUACCAAUUGUUUUUUUGUUAUUUAAUGUCCUAUUUUUAUAUAUAAUAUAUAUAUAUUUUGUAAUUGCAUGAACCUGAUAUACUUUUUAAGUUUGGGUGUUUAGAGGUGACACACAAAUUGUAGAUGAGCCUAAGCAGUAGUAACGAAUGAAUGAAUACUGAAUGACUAGUAACUUAGUGAUCAGUGUCCUUUGUCUUUUUAAAUCUCAUGUACAUAUACUAACAAUAAAGCUUUGUACAGUUAUGAUGAUGAUGAUGAUGAUGAUGAUGAUAAUGAAUGUAACUACAUGUAAGUACUGCAUUUACAGACAACACUGAUGUCUUCAGGUGGCUAAGAUUGCAUGUAAAUCCCACACUAUAUGAAAUCUUGAACACAUCUAAUAAA